GCGGCAACCGCGGCGGGCGCGCGAGUCCGGCGCCUCCUCCCGGCGGUACCGCCAAAGCAAGCAGCCGCCGCCCGGCCUUGCUGCUCUCCCCGCCUCCCGGCCCGCGGGGAGGGAACGGCCCGCCCUCCGCCCGCCCGCCGGAGAGUGAGCGGCGCCCGGGCCGCCCCGCCAGCCCGCCGUUCCCCGGCCGCCGUCCGGGCGCGCGCAGUGAGCGGGCGCGACUAUGCCAAGAUGGUCCUGCAGGCGCGGAACAAGCAUCGGGAGGCGGCCCCCAAGCCGCCCCAGCCGCCCCGCGCCUCUCAGUCGCCGCUGAGGGGGGCGCCGGACGCCGGCGCCGGGGAGCCCGGGCCCGAGCGCGCGCCCCGGUCCCCCGGGCGCAAGGGCGCCGCGGGCAGGAAGGGGCCCCGCGCCGAGCCCGCCGCGCCUUCCGCCGGGGGCGGGCUCGGGGGGCGCCUGGUGGCCGGGCUGCGCGGGGCGCUGGGCCUGCGGCGCGCGGGGCGCGGCCGGACCUGGACCACGCUCCUGCUAGCUACCUUUGCAGCAGUGUUGCACUGGAGCCAUAUAACACACCUCUUUGAAAAUGAUCGUCACUUUUCUCACCUCUCAACAUUGGAAAGGGAGAUGGCUUUUCGCACUGAAAUGGGACUGUAUUAUUCCUACUUUAAGACUAUUGUGGAAGCACCCUCAUUUUUGAAUGGAGUAUGGAUGAUUAUGAAUGAUAAGCUGACUGAAUACCCCCUUGUUAUUAAUACAUUAAAAAGGUUCAAUCUUUACCCUGAGGUAAUCUUAGCCAGCUGGUACCGGAUUUAUACCAAAAUAAUGGACUUGAUUGGUCUUCAAACCAAGAUAUGUUGGACGGUGACCAGAGGAGAAGGACUCAGUCCUAUUGAAAGCUGUGAAGGAUUGGGAGAUCCUGCUUGCUUUUAUGUUGCUGUAAUUUUUAUUUUAAAUGGACUAAUGAUGGCAUUAUUCUUCAUAUAUGGCACAUAUUUAAGCGGCAGCCGAUUAGGAGGACUGGUUACAGUGCUGUGCUUCUUUUUCAAUCAUGGAGAGUGCACUCGUGUGAUGUGGACACCACCCCUCCGCGAAAGCUUCUCCUAUCCAUUCCUCGUACUUCAGAUGUUGCUUGUGACUCAUAUUCUCAGGGCUACAAAACUUUAUAGAGGAAGCUUGAUUGCACUCUGCAUUUCCAACGUAUUUUUCAUGCUUCCGUGGCAGUUUGCUCAGUUUGUACUUCUUACUCAGAUUGCAUCAUUAUUUGCAGUAUAUGUUGUGGGAUACAUUGAUAUAUGCAAAUUACGGAAGAUCAUUUAUAUACACAUGAUUUCUCUUGCACUUUGUUUUGUUUUGAUGUUUGGAAACUCAAUGUUAUUAACUUCUUAUUAUGCUUCCUCUUUGGUAAUUAUUUGGGGUAUACUGGAAAUGAAACCACAUUUCCUGAAAAUAAAUGUAUCCGAACUUAGUUUAUGGGUUAUCCAAGGAUGUUUUUGGUUAUUUGGAACUGUCGUACUCAAGUAUUUGACAUCUAAAAUCUUCGGCAUUGCAGAUGAUGCUCAUAUUGGCAACUUAUUAACAUCAAAAUUCUUCAGUUACAAGGAUUUUGAUACUUUAUUGUAUACCUGCGCAGCGGAGUUUGACUUUAUGGAAAAGGAGACUCCACUGAGGUAUACAAAGACAUUGUUGCUUCCAGUCGUUCUGGUUGUGUUUAUUGCAAUCGUUAAAAAGAUUAUUAGUGACAUGUGGGGUGUCAUAACUAAACAACAGGCACAUAUAAGAAAACACCAGUUUGAUCAUGGAGAGCUAGUUUAUCAUGCAUUGCAACUGUUAGCAUAUACAGUCCUCGGUAUCUUGAUUAUGAGACUAAAACUCUUCCUGACACCACACAUGUGUGUUAUGGCUUCCUUGAUCUGUUCAAGACAGCUGUUUGGAUGGCUCUUUUGCAAAGUACAUCCUGGUGCUGUUGUUUUUGCUGUAUUAGCAGCAAUGUCAAUACAAGGUUCAGCAAAUCUGCAAACCCAGUGGAAUAUUGUAGGGGAGUUCAGCAAUUUGCCACAAGAAGAACUUAUAGAAUGGAUCAAAUACAGUACUAAACCAGACGCAGUGUUUGCAGGUGCCAUGCCCACAAUGGCAAGUGUGAAGCUCUCUGCGCUUCGGCCCAUUGUGAAUCAUCCGCAUUAUGAAGAUGCAGGGUUAAGAGCCAGAACGAAAAUAGUUUACUCAAUGUAUAGUCGAAAAGCAGCUGAAGAAGUGAAGCGGGAAUUGAUAAAGUUACAAGUGAAUUAUUACAUUCUAGAAGAGUCCUGGUGUAUAAGAAGAUCCAAGCCUGGGUGCAGUAUGCCUGAAAUUUGGGACGUGGAAGAUCCUGCAAAUGCUGGGAAACCUCCCUUAUGUAACCUCUUGGUGAAGGAUUCCAAGCCACACUUCACCACUGUAUUCCAGAACAGUGUUUACAAGGUCUUAGAAGUUACAGAAGAAUGACUGCUGCCUACAGACCUACAGAGAAGUACAUCAGUAAUGGUUUUAAUGUUUUGCUAAUAACUCAUGCCUUGUUUUUAAUUCAAAUCCCAAAAACUUUUAUAGGUAACUGUUUUCAAAUAGAAAACAUUUUGUUUGGUCAAUUCAAAUGUCGUUCUGAUUGUAAAAAUACUUAUACCUUAAUUGGUUACUAUUUCAAUGCAGCCCCUUAAAAUUUGCUAUGCAAAUGAGUAUAUGUUUGUACCUGACUUAAAUAUUUGUGCUAAAGUGAGUGAGCAAAACUACCUGUAAAAGAAAUAUGAUGGGUCAUGACAAGGAAGGCAUGAAAAUAUCGUGAGUUCUGACCGUUGUAGGGGCUGAUUUUAGUUCAUGGACUCUUGGUGCUCCUUGCUUCCUCUUCUGCCUCUUGUUCUUGUCAUUUGGACGUCUCCGUGACUGUCGUAAGCUCCUCAGUCAUGUUGGGCCCCUGUCAUCAACUUCCGUAAGAGCAGAUGGGGCAGACAUGGGUACUUGCUAUGUGGACUUACCUGUUUCACUUCUUCAUGUUCUUUUGUUUCUUGUUGCUCUUGUUAAUGAAGCAUUUCCUGCCCAUGACUACUCCAGAUUCUUGGCUCUAGUGAUCAGGACAAAAUUCCUGUAGUUACCAACCAUGUGGCGUCAGCGUGUCUUCUCACUCCCCUUUCUCCCUCUUUCUCUCCCAGCAUUCUUAGUCAAAUAAGUGUCAUUUACUCGUUUAGUUGCUUCGAAAGCACUUAUUCUUGGUUAAAAAAAAUUUAAUGGCAAUUGUGUAUUUUUCUCGUUUUUAGUAUUAUUCAGAUGUUUAUAUUUUAAUACCUUUAACCCACUGUAAAAAUUUUUCAUGUUUAAUUAUAGUUUUAAGAUCAACUAUUUUGAAUGACCCAAAUAUAAUGCAUCUACAAACUAAUGUGUAUAUGAGUAGACAUAAAUUACAGCGGAACAGUAGACUGUAGUAUGUGUAGUUUUUCUUUUACUAGUAAGAUACAAUAAAACAUGACUAAUUUUUCUGUCAAAAAAGUAAACGCAUAAUGAGAAGUAAAUGGAGUUUUUAUAUUUUACUUUUUAAAUUGCCUGUCUUUCGUAAGACAAAGCCUUAAGCCUUAUGUUAUAAUUUUGAUCCCCAAAACGAUAAUUUCAGUACGAGGAAUGAAUACAUUCAGCCUUCCUCUUUAUGUUUUUUUCCUUCUUAUUUAUUUUCAUUUUGAAAGAUUCCCAAACCUGCUCUGAAUUCCUAGUAUGAAUUUUUGUUUCUUAGAAGUUAAUUUGUGUGAAAUGAGAUUCUUCAAAACAGUGAAUCCUCAUGGUUCUGAGAAACGGUUUUAAGAUUUUAAAGUCUAAGCAAACCAUGACUCCGAUGGACUACACAUUUAAUUAUACAGUGUUCUCUUUAUUAACCACAGGCAGCUUAACCUCAUUGUGGACUGUCCUUGAGACCUGAGUCCUCAGGGAUGGUUUCCGGUGCCCACUCCUGGGAGCCACUGAAGAGCUCUUCCCUUUCCGCCUUCUCACCAGAGCCCAAGGACAAGCCUGGUCUGGGGGAAGCACUAGCUUGCUUAGAGCAGACAGCUGCAAGGACAGCGUGGGCUGGCGAGCGCGCAGCCCCCAGCCCGCCCCGCACGCAGCCCGCGUUUCCCGGGAGCCUCCUCUGGCCAGAGCUGCCAUCAGUGUCUUCGGGUGCCUGCCCCCUCCUCCUCGCUCGCUGGGUGACUUUUAUUUCUUGGGCUUCUGCCAGUUUCAGAAAAUAGGGAAGCAGCUGGGGAGUCGUGGAUUAGGAGUAGAAUUUGAGCAAUGAUGCAGCAAUCCAGAAAAAUGGCAAGAGGGCACUUGAGGCCGAGGUGGCUGAGAGUCGCCGUGGGCGGGAGGAGGGAGGCGCGCUCCGCUCCAUGUGAGACUGUUCACGGAAACGUGGCUGUCUCACACACGCAGCCGUUCCAGGUUUUCAAAAACUGUGCUUUUAAAGUCACUCUCUUUUCUCCCCACCCUCCAGUCAUUCCCUUCCUGAGGAGUUCACAUGUGAUGAUUGGAAAUUCUGUACAGGAAAAACACUAAAAUACCGUUUUGACUGUUUCAUAUGCUGGGAAAGGUUGAAAGUGGUCCAAUUAGGUUGUUCUUUUUUCUCCCCAUAAGAAUGCUUUUGUAAUGAUAUUUAUUAAUGUAACUCCACCAGCAAGCUAUGAUUAUAUUUUAGGCCAGUCAGUUAAGAACAGAGGCCUUGGGCUACACGGCACACUCAGCCUUGGUCACAUCUGGUAGCAGCCGGUGCUGUAGAUGAUCAGUAUCUUUUAUGGCAACAUAGAAUAGCAGUAGUUUCCAUACACAUGACAAAACAGUAUUAAAGCUCAGUAUUUUACUCAUUUUUAGCAUUUAAAAAUAUUUUUUUGCUUUAGUGUGAGGAAGGUAAGGAUGGCAAGGAGGUGGUAAAAAUAGCUCUUGCUGUCACAUAUGAAAAAACAAAGUGGGGGCAGUAUUUCUAUAAGCAGAAAAGCCUCUAAAAAACGCUUUGCAGGAAAAGUAUUGUAUUAAAAUAGGACAAUGAUAUUAAGGAGAACAUGAAACGCUGUAUCAGGAAUAAAGUGAUAUCACAUAGAAGUAUUGUAUUUUUAUGAAUUUUAUGCCAGUUGUUUUACAUGUACUAUGUAUGUUCAAUAAAAAAGAUCAUGAAAA
This is a messenger RNA of Zalophus californianus (California sea lion), 5157 nucleotides long. RefSeq names its product dpy-19 like C-mannosyltransferase 1 (gene DPY19L1). The record is from RefSeq and is a predicted model, not a curated record. Gene Ontology annotation, molecular function: mannosyltransferase activity. Gene Ontology annotation, cellular component: nuclear inner membrane. Lineage: Eukaryota; Metazoa; Chordata; Mammalia; Carnivora; Otariidae.